Molecule: messenger RNA, 1710 nt
Organism: Macaca mulatta (Rhesus monkey)
Lineage: Eukaryota; Metazoa; Chordata; Mammalia; Primates; Cercopithecidae
Source: RefSeq, a predicted model, not a curated record
GUCGGAAGGAGCCGGUGCAGCCUUGACCCGCGUGCGGCAGGGUCAGCGAGGCCCCUGCGGUGCUUCGCCGCCGCCUUCCCCUCCGCAGUCACUGGCCCUCUGGGCCUCCCACAGGUCCAGCAGCGGGUACCGGCCCCAAGAGCGAGGGCGGGCUGUGAACUGGCAUCACAUCGCGUUCCCGCGGGGGCCCCCUUCCGCUUAGGCAGGGAACGGCCGGCAUGGGACUGAGGUCUGUCCGCGAGCGCGGUGCCCCGGAGACCCGGCUUCUGGAAGGAAUCAAAGAUCAACUCCCACUGAGGACAAAUGGACCUGUAAUUCCGGGUGUGACGAGAGAACGGGAUUUACCUUCCUGAACUAAAAAGCAGGUCAUUAAGCUUUGGCCCUGACUUUUCUUUGUGAGAAGGUACAGAGAUGGAAACCUUACAAUCCGAGACUAAAAAGAGGGUCCUUCCCUCAUGGCUGACAGCCCAGGUGGCUACCAAGAAUGUGGCACCAGCAAAGGCCCCCAAGAGGAUGAGAAUGGCAGCAGUGCCGGUGGCAGCAGCAAGACACCCUGCGACAAGGACUGUGUACUGCAUGAAUGAGGCCGAGAUAGUCGAUGUUGCUCUGGGAAUCCUGAUUGAGAGCCGCAAAAAGGAAAAGGCCUGUGAGCAGCCGGCCCUGGUGGGUGCUGAUAACCCAGAGCUCUCCCCUCCCUGCUCCAUGUCGCCUCACACAAGUUCUGGGAGCAGCAGUGAGGAAGAGGACAGUGGGAAAGAGGCACUGGCUGCAGGCCUCAGCCCUUCCCAGAGGCCAGGGGAUUCCAACUCUGCCUGCAGCAGGAGCCCCGAGGAGGAGGAGGAGGAAGAGGAUGUGUUGAAAUACGUCCGGGAGAUCUUUUUCAGCUAGGGCAUAAACUGUGCACUCAACUUUCUGCUGAGAGCAGCUGGAGGACAGCUGAGCUUCCACUGGUGCUGCUGGGCCACCCGCCUGUGGGAAUGGGGCUCUCUGUGCUCCUAGCUUUGUGCCUUCUUGGGCCUGGUGGAUUCAUGUCAGGCCAGAAGUCUCCGGAUGCUCCAGGCCUCGGGGCUGCCAUUCUGAGUGUGCAGAAGGCAGGACUCAAAACAAGAUCCCAUUCGAAUCCCGCUGUAUGUACUGCAUCCUCUUCCAGCUCUGAGGCUCUGGAAUCCCAACUGUCUGUGUUAGUCAGUCACCAGGUUCCAGGGAAAAUGAUGUCAUUUGGUGGUCCAACUUACUGGAACCAAAGAGACAGAACUUUUCAAAGAAAAGGAUCACUGCCAGGUGCACUGGAAUUACUAGUUUAGUCCACAUGAUCUCUCCUGGAGGAAGCCUGUUUAAAAAAUAGUUUCCAUCAUGAGUCAAUCAAUGAGCUCCCACCUCUCCAGCCAGCCUAGAAAGCAAACGAGCUGCCCACAGUUCUCUGCCGUGUUUGGGAGGUUGAGGCCACAGUGUUUGGACUGGUAAGCCAGACAGGCCCCCUCCCCCAAGCUGCUACCUUGCUUUCACAUGUACCUUGGUUCCUGGGCAGCUAGUUAUAAAGCAAGAGGGACAGGAGCCCAAAAGAGACACUAAGGACAAGAGAUCACACCAGAGUACAUGUUUCUGCCUUUGUUUUCAGUGUGGCUUUGGACAGGAAUAAAUGAGUGAAUCAUUUGCCAUACAGGUUUUCCAAUGUGCAGGUGCUGGAAAAUACACACAAUUCCCCAGUGC